Mugil cephalus (flathead mullet) is the source of this 1160-nucleotide messenger RNA. RefSeq names its product sperm-tail PG-rich repeat containing 1 (gene stpg1). Gene Ontology annotation, cellular component: female pronucleus; male pronucleus; germinal vesicle. Lineage: Eukaryota; Metazoa; Chordata; Actinopteri; Mugiliformes; Mugilidae. Gene Ontology annotation, molecular function: histone binding; chromatin binding. The record is from RefSeq and is a predicted model, not a curated record. Gene Ontology annotation, biological process: epigenetic programing of male pronucleus. The coding region runs from base 127 to 1104 and encodes 325 amino acids. The transcript has 8 exons.
GACGAGACCUCGCCUCAACCCGGCCAACAGAUGGCGCUGAAGUCUCGCGAUUGUACGUAAGCUCGGCUCUGUUUUCAGGUCACCAUAGCAACAGUUCCAACCAAAAUUGCUUCAGAUUUAGCUUUUAUGAGUCAAACCAUGGCCAACGUGUACCGAGGAUUUAAAACAAAUAAGAAUCCAGCUUGUACGGUUUCUUCAAUACCAACAAAAUACCAAAGAGUGGUGAUAACAAACCAGGAGAAAAAGGGCUUUUCAUCACAAACAAAGAGGUUUCCUUCACAAGUUUGUCUGAAUGAAAAUCCAGGACCGGGCAGCUAUUGUAUCACCAGUGCUGAAGUCAACAGUCCUUCGUUCUCAAAGAAAGGAACCUCAGGCUUCGUACCGCCCAAUAUUACCAUAAAGCAUCAGAGAAGCAGCCCCGGACCAAAUACAUACAACCUCCAGAGCACCUUUAUAAACAAGCAUGACUUCAACACAGGAGUCUCCAGGGUGUUCAGGCUGCCAGUGGCUGUGCAGACGGAUGGUCCCAAACAUAAAACUCCUGCUCCCAAUCAAUACGAUGUAAGUUGUUCAUGUAGCGCGAGGAUCUCCUCGGUGGUCGGUACAUCCUCUUUCCUCUCAAAAACCACUCGCAGCUCCUUCUCCCCGAGCAAAAAUGUGCCAUCGCCAGGCCACUAUGAGGUGAGAGACAACAUAACCAAGCACAGCUCCAAGGCCGUCUUGUCGCCCUUCAAAUCGAAAACUCAGAGGAUCCCUUCUCCAGUAGACAACCAUGUGCCAGGCCCCGGAGCUUAUAGUCCGCACCAGGCACCCACCUCGGUAAAGAAGACCACCCCGCCGAGGCGAUUUUAUUUGGCGAUAGCGGCACCUCCUCUGAUUGUUCCUAAGGACCCUCCCUUUCCAGGCCCUGGUCAGUACGACAUCGGGAAUCUUGACCGGCCGCCCAAGCGUCCAGUGCCCUCUGCUGCGUUUGCAUCCAGGACUGAGAGACUUCUCACAAACUCUGGGGCUGAUACGAGAGUAGGACCAGGUUUCUAUAAUCCACAACUUCUGUCAAAGCAGUCCUUCUUUUACAACGACUCCAGAGUCUGGAUUCCUGUGUGAAGGUUUCAGCUACAAUAAGCCGAGACUUUAGUAUUUUUUUUUAAGAGCCGGUGCUU